Molecule: messenger RNA, 3294 nt
Organism: Caenorhabditis briggsae
Lineage: Eukaryota; Metazoa; Nematoda; Chromadorea; Rhabditida; Rhabditidae
Gene: Cbr-gcy-11
Product: Protein CBR-GCY-11
Exons: 22
Coding region: 1-3294 (1097 amino acids)
Biological process (GO): intracellular signal transduction; receptor guanylyl cyclase signaling pathway; protein phosphorylation
Molecular function (GO): peptide receptor activity; protein kinase activity; guanylate cyclase activity
Source: RefSeq, a predicted model, not a curated record
AUGACUAAAAUCAGAAAAAAUACUAUAAAACCUUUCAGAAGCAUGUUGAACCAAAUGCUAGUGGACCAACCGAAGAAAACUGAUGACAUGCUUGCGUUGGUCGGAGUUGAAUCGGACUGCAAAGAAGUGUCGGCGCUAGCUCAAGCCUAUGAUGCUCCAAGCUUGCUUGUGAAUUGUGAAGAUCAAGUGGGAGAGUCCCAAAUGCCAUCAGCUACUGUUUUGGAAAUGGCUUCUACGCAAGGUGCAAAAUAUCGAGCCUUCGCAAAACUUGCCAAAUCUGUUGGUUGGACAAAUGUGGCUGUGAUCAACUUUGAAGAGGAUGGACCAACGGACAAAACUUAUCAUGACCAACUUCUGAAUGCUCUUUCUUCUGAAUCAAUUACACUCGAUUAUGUCAAGAAAGGUGGUUUCUCAGCAAACUUGCUCAGUGCUAUGUAUACCGCCUUGGAGUCAAUCAUCAACAUUGUUUUAGAAACUCAUACCAAAACUAGAAUUUACGUUCUUGUUCUUCAAUUUCCAUCCGCUGGAACAUAUUUCAUGCAUGUUCUCUCCACAUUAGGUUUGCUUGAAACUGGAAAAUUUUUUGUUGUGAUGAUGGGACCAAUCGAAGCAGAUACCGCUAACUAUUUUAGUUUUAAUACCAACAGAGUUGCCACUCUUUUCUCUAGCAUUGGAUACGGUGUGGGCGAAGCCGACAUCAAGCAGUACUACAGAUCAUACAUGUAUUUCACCGACGUGCCACGUUAUCCGAAAAGUGAUUUACAUGAUAUCAUUUUCACUAACUUCAGCGACGAAUGGACUAAAUUCCAAACACGCGUCGACGAUGAUGCUGGCAAGUCGUUCUGUCCACCAAUUUGUGAUACAAAGUUGAAGGGGAUUAAGAACAAUGAUCCGUGGUCGGACGACGCCUACUGGACAUCAGCGAGCAAUGCGAUUGUGAAUGCAUAUGAUAUGGGGAGGUUACUGUCGGAAACGGUGAAAGUGCAUGGUACCUCGUUGUUGAGAAAUCCGACGCGAUUGGUGGAGACAAUGUCAGGGAGAGGAGUCACAUCCCUUCUUGGAUAUGUGACUAAGUUUGAUUCCAAUCGAGUCUCCCAAAGAGAAUACAUCCUAUGGUCCCCUCAACAACCAACCAGCUCCAAUGGACCAGUUCCUCUCACAGAAUGGGCAACAGUCGGCGCCAGACUUCUACCAGAUGGAAAAGGCAACUAUGUAAUUCAUCGAUCAUUUGGAAAAAUCUCACCGAACUCGGAAUCUACAAUGGCGUUCUUCCAAAAUCCAGACCGAAAUGUGGUUUCAACAACGAGCUGUGUCCAGUUGGCAUGCGUGAAACUCGAAAUCAUCUUGAUCGCUGUCUGUGUCGUCGCCAUUAUUUUACUAGUUGGCGUGAUUGCCUAUAUUGUCAGAUGGAUCGCCUAUGAGAGACGAUUGGAGUCCUCCUAUUUCCUCGUCCAUCGGAAACAUGUUCAGUUGAUUGAUACCACCAAAUUUGGGUCCAGUAGAGCGGGAAGUAUCAUGCAAAGUGCAAUCAGUAUGAGAUCCCAAUAUGACGAUGAUCCCGCACCUGCUGGUGGCGCCACCAUGAACUUUUACACUAAUGGGAUCCGAAAAGCAGCUCGAAGAAAUCAAAUGGCUAGGGACAAUAGAGCAUUGGGAAAUAAUAAGGAUGAUUGGCUGGAAAUUAUGGAUUGGCACUUGGCAAAGUACGAUAAUACACUGGUCACUGUGAGGAAGAUCAACAAGAGUCAACUGAAGUUGACAAGGGAGAUGAAACAGGAAAUUGAUUUGCUGAUGAACGAGACACACGAGAACCUGAAUCGAUUUUUCGGACUUAUCAAUGAAAGUGAUCUCAUUUUCACUAUCCAUCACUAUGGGCCGCGGAAAAGUUUAAUGGACUUGUUACGAAAUGAUGAUCUUCGUCUAGAUCGAAUGUUUAGAGUGUCGUUUGUUGAGGAUGUUGUGAAGGGAUUGCAAUUCUUGCAUGAGAACUCGAAAAUCGGUUACCAUGGAAACUUGAAAAGCUCCAAUUGUGUGGUGGACGCUUAUUGGAGAAUCAAGUUGAGCAAUUAUGGAAUGGAGCAGAUUCGUGUGGAUGAACCAGAAGCCAAGCCAGAUGAUCUCCUUUGGUUUGCACCGGAAAUUAUAAGACGCUACGCAGUGAAACAUGACCUUUCAAAAAUUGAACUAGCCAAAGCGGAUAUCUACUCGUUCUCGAUCAUUCUCUAUGAAAUUUAUGGAAGACAGGGACCAUUUGGAGAUGAUUUGCUGGAUUCUGAUGAAAUCAUAUCCCAACUGAAGUUCCCUGAUGGCCAAGCACUAACAAGACCUGACAUUCACCUGAUCACCAAAGCACCGUACCCAGUUUCUUCGGUGGUGGAGCAAUGUUGGGCAGAAGAUCCAGACGCGCGGCCGAACAUCAAGAAGGUUAAAGAACUUUUGAAACCAUUGAGCAAAGGAUUAAAAGGAAACAUCGCUGACAACAUCAUGAACCUCUUGGAUAGGUACCGGAACAAUUUAGAAGACGUCAUCAGAGAACGCACCGAGCAACUUGAGGAUGAACGAAAACGAAAUGAAAAUCUCUUGCUUCAACUUCUCCCAAGAUCCGUAGCCAACAGUUUGAAGAAUGGACAACCCGUGGAGGCUGAAUUCUAUGACAGUGUCUCUAUCUAUUUCUCGGAUAUCGUUGGUUUCACCUCGUUGAGUAGUAAGAGUACUCCUCUACAAAUCGUGAACAUGCUCAACAAUCUCUACACCAACUUUGAUACCAUUAUUGACAAGUUUGAUUGCUACAAAGUUGAAACUAUCGGAGAUGCCUACAUGUUUGUUUCGGGACUUCCGGAGUUGAACAGUUACCUUCAUGCAGGAGAAGUCGCAGCGGCUAGUUUGGAAUUGUUGGACAGCAUUAAGACCUUCAUAGUUCCUCACUGCCCAGACGAGAAGCUCCGGCUUCGCAUUGGAAACCACGCCGGGCCAGUUGUCACUGGUGUUGUUGGAAUCCGAAUGCCACGUUAUUGCUUGUUCGGUGAUACUGUAAUCGUUGCGAACAACAUGGAAAGCAGCGGAGAGCCGAUGCGAAUCCAAGUGUCCAGUGACAGCUACGAGCUUCUUCUCAAAUGUGGUGGAUUUGUCACCGAGCAGCGUGAGAAGAUUGUGUUGAAGAACAAGAUGGAGGUGAUGACUUACUGGAUGAACGACUACUCGAAAGAUGCCAGAUUGGCAAGAUUGGUGUCGCUUCAGGAGAAGUUUCCACAUCUGAACCCAUUGAUUCAUAACAUCAACAAAGGAACUCGUUAA